This is a messenger RNA of Acanthoscelides obtectus, 789 nucleotides long. NCBI's taxonomy places the organism in Eukaryota, Metazoa, Arthropoda, Insecta, Coleoptera, Chrysomelidae. The record is from the annotation of a GenBank genome assembly.
AUUUUGAUGUUUCUUGAGUAUUUUAGGUUAGAUAAUCAGCUUGAAUAUGAAAAUAAUUAUCUGCUGCAUAUGUUUGGUGAUAAUCAGAGAUAAACCCUUCUAGUGAUAAUUUUCUCAGGUGGGAUGAGAAAACUAUUUUUUAAGAUGAUUGGGUUGAAGAGAAAUCUACCACUCGUAGUCAUAUUAGGUUCUACUGGAUCAGGAAAGACGAAACUAUCACUUGAGCUUGCUCAAAAAUUUGAUGGAGAAAUUGUUGGAGCUGAUUCAAUGCAGAUUUACAAAGGGCUUGAUAUAUCUACUGCCAAGGCUACUCCCCAGGAGCAAUCUGUAGCCCCUCAUCACCUGAUUGAUAUUCUUGACCCUCAUGAAACCUUCACAGUGACUCAAUACCGCAAUAAAGCCCUUAAUGUGAUUCAAGACAUACUAGAUAGAAAUAAAUUGCCAAUUGUAGUUGGAGGAACAAAUUACUACAUUGAGGCCUUGCUUUGGAAGAUACUUAUAGAUAAUGAUCAAUAUGUAAAUACUCAUGGCAUCUUACCUCACAAUGAACAUGAACUGCCAAGUGAAGUUUUGCAUCAGAAACUCAAGGAUUUGGACCCCAAAAUGGCUAUGAGAUUACAUCCUAAUAAUAAAAGAAAAAUUAUAAGGUUACUAUUAAAUAUCAUACUCAAAAUUUUCGUUGUAUGCUGCAUAUUGUCGUUGUUGUUUUGAUGAAAACUGCUAUGUGUUUAGAAGUAGCUUAUACAGAAUGACAUAAAAAAUCUCCUAAAUUUAAAUAUAAUAUAAUAA